This is a messenger RNA of Desarmillaria tabescens, 771 nucleotides long. RefSeq names its product SWIB/MDM2 domain-containing protein. Bases 1 to 771 code for a protein of 256 amino acids. Gene Ontology annotation, cellular component: nucleus. Lineage: Eukaryota; Fungi; Basidiomycota; Agaricomycetes; Agaricales; Physalacriaceae. The record is from RefSeq and is a predicted model, not a curated record. The transcript is spliced from 4 exons.
AUGGCGUAUGAUUUCCCUGCCUUGGCUCCUCUCGUUCGGCAAAUACUGUCUGCACCGGGAACGGACCUCACGACGAUCAGCGCAAAACGAGUCCGACGGCAAUUACUUGAAUUGGACAACUCGUUAUCCGCAGAAUUUCUGAAAGAAUACAAGGACGAUGGAAGUGAUGAAUCACAGGAAGAGGAGCCGCCACGAAGUCAGGAUGGAAACUCUGAAGGGGAAGGAGAGGAUAACGGGGAAGAUGAGAUGGAAGUGGAUUCACUGCCAGUGACCAAGAAGAAGAGCUCGUCGAAGAAGGCGCGCGCACUCAGCGAUGCAGAGCUGGCACGCCAGCUUUCCAGCGAGAUCAAUGGGCGCUCCCGGAGAAGUACUGGCGGCGGCAAAGGAGCGCGAAUUGGCGCUCCUAAACGCAGUGGUCGGUCCAGGAAGAGCGCGGCAACAGUGGACUCAGAUGCUGACAGUGAGCUCGAAGGCGGUGGCAAAAAGUCCAGGAAGAAGUCAGCCAGUGGCGGUGCUGCUAAGGGAGGAUUCGCCAAAGAAUAUGCACUGAGUGUACCUCUCGCCGCAGUUCUUGAUGUAGAUAAGCUCUCACGGCCUCAAGUCGUCAAACAGCUAUGGGUUUACAUCAAGAGCAACGCCCUACAGAAUCCGUCUAACAAGCGCGAGAUUUUGUGUGACGAAAAGCUGAGGGCUGUCUUCAGUGUGGACAAAAUUGACAUGUUCAGAAUGAACAAAGUCCUCGGACAACAUCUUCAUGAAAAUGAAGCGUAG